Molecule: messenger RNA, 1534 nt
Organism: Haliotis rubra (blacklip abalone)
Lineage: Eukaryota; Metazoa; Mollusca; Gastropoda; Lepetellida; Haliotidae
Exons: 5
Coding region: 156-1271 (371 amino acids)
Source: RefSeq, a predicted model, not a curated record
CCGGUAAAUCGUAUCCCUCCAGACUUGUAAUCGGACCAGCCGCACAGACUAUAUAUUGGGAGCUGUAUAUAGCAUUCAAAUGCAAAAACAAAGCUAGUUUGGAAAGGACCUCAUCUAACUUUCAGAACAAAAGGACCAGGUAAACUACAGACAGCAUGGGAGCCAGUCAAAGUCGUGAGAUAUUGCCCCCUGGGCCACCAUACCCGGGGCCAGCUGCAGAAUACAGCUUCAUUGAGACACAGGUAACUAUGACAGGCAAGGUGUCCUUUGCACAGUCCAACCAGAUGAUCACAACCAAUAUUGACUCCUACUAUCCUAUCCUGGGACAGAAGUAUGCUGAAGGAUUCCGUCUCCUCAGUUUUUACCGCAUUCCGUUUGCUGCACUACAACAACACCCGUUCAGCCUUAAGAUGGACGUUCCAUAUCAGGGCAUCUUCAUUCGUCACCCGACUGUACCAAGACUUGAGGCAUGGCAUCUCCAUGUUGUCAAAGCAGUCAUGGUUGUUCAAGUUGUACGCCAUGGCUUGAUCUCUGCCGAAGUUGCCACCGACACGUCACAGAUUAAUCAAGCCAUUGUAGAGAAUACCAGCACAGGCGGCCGACUCAUUUGUGUAGAAACCACUGGUCUACAAAAGCGCCAGGGGUUUAGGGCCGAAAUGCGAGGACAAGGUCCAAUCAUGGGUGUUGACUUGUUCUUUGAGAUGCCAAGUGUGCCGACAGCUGAGCGUUAUGUAUACAUGUGCGUUCCAUGUCCAGUACAGCUGAAAGCCGGACCGUCGUUUGGUGGAACUGGACUAACUGUAAAAUGUGACUGGCUGGGAAUAAUGAAACAAUAUUUGUCUAAAGGAUGGCGGUUGGUGGAAGUGUUCUUCGAUGAUGGGUUUAAGCAUCAGGGCCUUUCAAGGAAAAUGGAUCUCAACUCCAUCUGGUUUUUCGAGAAGCCUAUGUCUCGCAUGAAUGACGACACUGAAGUUUAUGAGGCAGUGGUGAUAGAGCACUACAUUGAGUUGAGGACAGUAUGUUGUGGCGGCGUGCGCACCAUCCCGAAGUGGGAGCCAGUGAUUGAAAGGUUUGGCCGAGAAGGAUGGGAGCUUGCUUGCAUCGUGGAGACAAUGGAAGGUGCACAAACUGGAUGUACUACAGCAGAAAUUAAAGUGUUUUUGUUCUUUCAGCGGCCGAUUCUGCGAGCAGAAGGCAGAUGGGAGACUCAAGGGUUUGUGUCAGGUAAAGAUCCAAUAGAAUUCCAGAGUCCACCUCCAUAUGAUGGAUGAAUGUUCUCUACAGGCUGGGGAUGAUGGGGUAGCCUAUAGUAGUUAAAGCUUUCGCUCGUCAUGCUGAAGGUCCUCGCCGUGAUAUUGCUGGAAUGUUGCUAGAAUGUUGUUAAAAGUAGCAUAAAAUCAUACUCACUCACUCACUAACUUUGAGCUUAUUGUGUAGCAAUUUUGGCCAUAUUCAACCUUUUGAAGUAUGAAGGCUUUUACUGGCACAGAAAUAAAAAUAUGCAAUGGUGAAAUUAUCCAUGGUACCUAGAAAA